Messenger RNA from Danio rerio (zebrafish), 3298 nucleotides. The record is from RefSeq and is a predicted model, not a curated record. Lineage: Eukaryota; Metazoa; Chordata; Actinopteri; Cypriniformes; Danionidae.
GGACUCUGGAGCAUCGCGUCGCCGGUGUGUGAGAUCAGAAGCUGAGGACCACAAUCAGAGCUCCAGCUCGCGCAAUCCUCUGAUUUUCACCCUAUAAAAACACUCUAUAAAUCGGCGAACUCUCAGCGAUUGGGCCUUCAAUAGCUCCGUUUGGCGGUUAAACAGCGGCUGAGUGUGAUUCUGGACCGUUACUGCUGCUCGGAUGGAAGGUGUCGCGGAUACACCGUGAAGCAGGUGCAUUUGAAGAAGAGGAUGAUGAUGAGGAAGAUGAUGAUGAAGUUAAGUCACGCUGGAGGACCACUGAGCCGCUGCUGACCGAUGCAUUCUGCUGCUUUCAGCGGACACUUCAGAGCUUCAGUUCAGGACUGCUGAAGGCCUGCACCAUGCUGGCGUGUCUGCAGAGCCAGCAGCAGCAUCAGUUCUCCUGUGCCGCCAGGAUCCGGGAAACUCCGCCGCACACCAAUGAUCUGACCCCUGUGUGCGCGCCUCGAUACCCGUCUGCGGCUGAUCUGGACGCCUACAUGCAGAGGACGUCCCACAACCCGCUGACCAUCCGGAUCUUCCCCUCCAGCAUCAGAGUCCCUCAGCAUAAGCAGAUCAGCAGAACCGUCAACGGCCUGGACACCAGAUUCAGCCCCUACCCGCAUCAACACCCCAGCGCCUACCAGGGCCUGCUGACCAUCGCCAAAACACAUGCGCAGAUUAAAGGAGUAUUAAAAAAUCACCAUGGCAAACGAACCAAACUGUCUCCAAUACAACAGGCGGCCGCUCCGUAUGCACCGCUCCAGCAGAUGCCGUGUGUGGCCCAGCACACCUCCCGGCCAUCCAACCCUUCCAUACUAGCGUCCUGCGCUGAUUCGGGAGUAUCGCUCACUCAGAGCGGACACUCCGGAGCUGUUUUGCCCACACAGAGCGCAGAUGUUGCGGGUUUGGAUUAUUGUGUGCAGGGGUACGGCUCCGCAAGCAGACCCAGCAUCAGAAUCUCAGAGGUCUGCUACAGAUCUGAAAGCAAACUCUCAUCAUCUCCUGCAGUGCGUGAGUUUUCGGCAGGACAGUUUUUGGCUCCUGCUUGGUCCGGUGUUCUGGUGACUCCGGAUAGUGAGUGUUUUAAGGCUCCAGCGCUGCCCGCCGGUGGCUCCACAGGUCUGGGGAAGCAUCCGGCCGUGUACCCCGGCUUUCCUCACGGCCUCAGCAGCAGUCUGCGCUCUCUGGAGAGCCUGAUCAGCGGGAUCCAUCCGGCCUGCAUCAAGGAGCGCAUGCUGGGCCGAGGGUUCGAGAGCGUCCCGCCGCUGCUGGAGCCGCCACACACACACAUGCAGCUGCACAGAUAGAACAGGAGGAGGACAGCUUUACCCAGAAUCCUGACGGACAUGACGAGUCAUGAGUUAUCCCGGUGCUGUUGGGGACUUUUUCAUUCACUCUUUGAGGCUUAAUUUGGCCACAGCUUUCUCUGUGUUUCAGCAAAUGGAUUGAUUUUGGCUGACAAAUCUUAUUUUGACAUAUAUUUUGAGAAAAUGCUUUGGAGUUUUGUAAAAACUCAACAAUACACUCAGAUCCACUCCCCGUUGGUUAUGUUGGUGCUGUUUUUGCUCCAUUGACUGUUGGAAUUAAGACAAUUACUAAUUUUUACCAUUUACUGUACUAGUUUCUGGCUUUUAUAUGGUGUGUGUGUGUGUGUGUGUGUGUGUGUGUGUGUGUGUGUGUGUGUGUGUGUGUGUGUGUGAAACUCUUCAGCACAGGCUGAUCUAAAGGGUUAAUGCUGACAUCUGAUGAUCAACACUGACACAUUGUACCUCUUCUCUUCAGUAUUAGCAUUACUAGACACGCCCCUUUUGUUUAUCAUCAUUACUAGACACGCCCCUUUUAAUAUUGUUAUUAUCAUUAUUAGACACACCCCUUUCAUAUAUCUAUUAUUAUUACUAGACACGCGCCUUUUGUUUAUCAUCAUUACUAGACACGCCCCUUUUAAUAUUGUUAAUAUCAUUACUAGACACACCCCUUUUUAUAUAUCUAUUAUAAUUACUAGACACCCCCCUUAUAAGAUCGCUGUUAUCAUUACUGGACACGCCCCUUUUUAGAUUGAUAUUAUUACUAGACACACCCCUUUUUUAUAUUGUUAUUACCAUUACUAGACACGUCCCCUUUUUAUAUUCUUAUAAUUACUUGAUCAGCCCCUUUUUGUUCCCUUUAUCAUUACAAGACACGCCCCUUUUAUAUCGAUAUUAUCAUUACUAGACGUGCCUCUUUUUACAUUUCUAUUACCAUUUCUAGACACGCCUCUUUUUGUUUUUUUCAUUAUCAGUACUACACACGCCCCUUUUUACAUCACUAUUGUUAUAAUUACUACACACGCCCCUUUUUAUAUUUUCAUUAUCAUUACUAGACACACUCCUUUUUUAUAUUGAUAGUAUCAUUACUAGACACGCCCCUUUUUAUUUUUCAAUCAUCAAUAUUAGAUACGCCUCUUUUCAUAUCGCUAUUAUUAUUACUAGAUACACCACUUUUUAUAUUUCCAUUAUCAUUACGAGACACGCCCGUUUUUAGAUCGCUAUUAACAUUACUAGACACGCCCCUUUUUAUAUUUCCAUUAUCAUUACUAGACACACCCCUUUUUAUAUUUCCAUUAUCAUUACUAGACACGCCCCUUUUUAGAUCGCUAUUAACAUUACCAGACACGCCCCUUUCAUAUUUACAUUGUCAUUACUAGACACACCCCCUUUUAUAUUGCUAUUAUCAUUACUAGACAAGCCCCUUUUUAACUAGACACGCCUGUUUUUAUAUCUCCAACAUAAUUUCUAGACACGCUGUUUUUUGAUAUCUCCAUCUUGACACGCCCCUUGCUGCUGAUUGGCUGCAAGUGUGUUUUGGGAUUCUGUGGUUGUUCAAAUAUUGUUCAGUACGCCUUCAACACAGGAUCCAUCAGCAUCUUAAAUAUGUUAUUCCUUCACUUUUUAUUUAUUGAUUCAUUCGUGUGUGUGUGUGUGUGUGUGUGUGUGUGUGUGUGUGUGUGUGUGUGAAAUGACAUAUUCUGGGCUCCACAUUUAAAAGUGCAAUUAUAAUAUGGUCAAACGAGCCUUGCUGUGAUUAUUCUGUAAUUAUUUACUGUGUGUAUGAGUGUGUGCGUGUGCUUGUGUGCGUGUGUGUGUGAGUGUCUUAAAUCUGAAGAUUGUCCAAAUAAAUAUAAUUUAGGAAUGUUUUCUACUCCUGCCAGUCUCUUUGUCAUUAUUUUAACUCCAUGACGUCUGCACACAUCCAUAAGAAGUCAUGAGUGUGCAGCAGGGGAAAUAAGUAUUGAACA